AUGUUCAACGCGAGCGCAAGCCCAUCGGAAAACUGCACUUUCAGGACGGUAAUCACCACCACGGUCAUUCCACUCAUCUACUGCUUCAUCUUCAUAGCGGGCCUGGGGCUGAACAGCGUGGCAGCGUGGGUCUUCCUGGCCGUGCCGAGCACCAAGAGCUUCAUCGUCUAUCUCAAAAACAUCGUGGUCGCCGACCUCCUCAUGAGCCUCACGUUCCCUUUCAAAAUCCUGGCCGAUUCGGAAAUUGCAUCCUCGCAGCUCAGCAUCUUCGUGUGCCGAUACUCUGCGGUUGUGUUUUAUAUAAACAUGUACAUUGGAAUAACGUUUUUUGGACUCAUAGGUUUUGACAGAUACUACAAAAUUGUAAAGCCUUUGUUUACCUCUGUUGUUCACACAAUUAACUACAGUAAGGUUAUCUCUGCAAUCAUAUGGCUCUUGCUAAUAAUUUUAUCACUUCCAAAUAUGAUUUUAACUAAUGAAAUCAAUGAAGCAAACUAUUCCGGAAACUGUGUAGGUUUCAAAAAUGAGCUUGGCAUAGAGUGGCAUAAGUUUACAAACUAUAUUUGCAUUGGGAUUUUCUGGAUUGUGUUUCUGCUAUUAAUCAUUUUUUACACCUCGAUAUCAAGGAAGAUAUACAGUUCCUACAAAAAGUUCCGCAAGAGCUCGGACGUGACCAAGAGGAAGACCAACCGCAACAUCUUCACCAUCAUGCUGGUGUUCGUGACGUGCUUCGUGCCCUACCACCUGUGCCGAAUCCCCUACACGCUGAGCCAGACCAGCGCCCGCUUCGACUGCCCCUCCGCGAGGGCGCUCUUCUACACCAAGGAGUUCACCCUCAUCCUGUCCGCCGCCAACGUCUGCCUUGACCCCGUUAUUUAUUUUUACCUUUGCCUGCCCUUUAGGGAAAAGCUGUACCAAAAGCUGCGCCUCAAGCUGAAAACUUCAGGCGAGGCUGAAAUUUCCAAAUCCAGAAGGACAAAUACAAUCCGGGAAAGCACAAACACGCUCUAA
Molecule: messenger RNA, 1011 nt
Organism: Tinamus guttatus (white-throated tinamou)
Lineage: Eukaryota; Metazoa; Chordata; Aves; Tinamiformes; Tinamidae
Gene: P2RY14
Product: purinergic receptor P2Y14
Biological process (GO): G protein-coupled receptor signaling pathway
Cellular component (GO): membrane
Molecular function (GO): G protein-coupled purinergic nucleotide receptor activity
Source: RefSeq, a predicted model, not a curated record